CGUCUGCCCGGGACCAGGGAAACGCUCGAGCGAAGCGAGAAGCAACAGAGACUUGGACUCUAUACACAGAUACGACACCCCGACACCGCAGCAGCCCACAGCGACGUGCACACACUUUAUUCCAGCAGCAGCAGCAGCAGAAGCAUUAAGCAAAGAGGAACGGGAAAAGUUUGGAGCAAUGCAGUGGGUGUACCAGCACCUCAUCAGCCUGCUGUUCGUCUUCAGCAGCCUGCACGUUGACCGGCUGACGGAGGGCUGCUCCUGCGCGCCGUCGCACCCGCAAGACGCCUUCUGCAACUCCGAGAUAGUGAUUCGUGCUAAAGUGGUGGGAAAGAAGCUCCUGAGAGACGGACCUUUCGGAACGAUGCGCUACACAGUCAAGCAGAUGAAGAUGUACAAGGGAUUUGACAAAGUCCAGCAUGUGCAGCACAUUUACACAAGCGCCUCUGAGAGCUCGUGCGGUGUGAAGUUUGAAAUCAACAAGUACCAAUACCUGAUCACAGGUCGCGUGUACAAUGACAAGGUCUACACUGGGCUGUGUAACUUCAACGAGCAGUGGGACCGCCUCUCAUUGGCCCAGAAGAAAGGCAUCAACCAUCGCUAUCAGCUGGGCUGCAACUGCAGGAUUAAGCCCUGCCGCUACCUGCCUUGCUUUGUGACCUCAAAGAACGAGUGCCUAUGGACGGACAUGCUGUCCCACUUCGGCAAUUCCGGCUACCAAUCCCGGCACUACGCCUGCAUCCAGCAGAAGGAGGGCUACUGCAGCUGGUACCGGGGCAUGACCACCCGCGACAAAACCACCAUCAAUGCCACCGACCCCUGAACCCAAUCGCGCUCUGCCUGAAACCUGCCGUCGCCUCCCUGCCUCCGUCCCAUCCCUGAUCACCUCUAGAGUAUUUCAGGACUCUUAAAGCUCACUGGCCUGGGUGACUGCCUCCCUUAAUGGGGCAAGAAAAGAGAAAAGAACAAAUCAAUUACAGUGCCUGUUUCGUAGCACUUCUGAUAGAAAACAUUACCUCUUUUGUUUUACAGAUCACCCCCCACAUUAAAAUCAAGCACUGUCUCUUUAGGGUUCAGUUGUGUUAAAAAGACAACAGACAGUUAAAGAGCCAAUAACAGGUGCAAGUCCUUGAUUAACCUCCAUUGGGAUAUACAGAAUUGAAGAAUUAAUCUCCACGACACUGCAUUGAGGCAGUAUAUCUUUUUCCUAUUGUCCCAUUAAAAAACAAGAACUCUGAAAACUAAGUCAUUUAGUAUCAGUACAUUUGAAAUGUUAAGCUGUUGCUACUAAAUUGCACCUGCGAUACAGCAGAAGACUUUUGCAGAUCUGCAACAGAGACCAGAGCCAAUCGUCAAUCGAGCCUCGUAUUUUGGCUUCAAAACAAUUUUCGAAAAUGGUAAAAUCGCAUUUCACAGUGAAGUUUAUUGAGUCUUUACAGAUGAUAGUGUCUGUUUCCCUGAGUGUUUACGGGGUAACUCAUUUUUUGCAGUUAUAUCCGAAACAACACUUUUUGAUGAACAAAAAAAAAGAAUAAAUGUCUGUCUGUUACAGUGGCAACACAGGGAAGAGCUAAUUUCUUGCAGAGAUGGUGAUAUUUAAAUUUUUUGCUGUAUAUAACAUAAGCUAAAGAAAUGAACUAUCGACUCAGCUGAAAACUCUGUAAUUCAUUUAUUUAAGUUUAAUGGAAUACACCUUAACCAUGUGGUAUAUCUGCAAAAGAAAUAUAUAUAUAUAAUGACAGGCCAAAACUACAUUGUGAUAACAAUCACGGCCCGUGCAAUUGUCCAGAAUGAAGGACCAGCAUCUGCAAGUUAUAUAUUAUGGUACUUUUUUAGUUUUUUUUUUGCUUGAUUAUAGAUCCCCUGACUGGUGGCACUCUUCACCAAUCCAAUGAAAGUACAGUAUACGCAGAGGUUUCAGAAAAUGAUUUAUUUUUUAAGUGUAUAUUCAAUCUUUUUGUAUUUAACUAUUUGAAAUGGACAUCAUUCAUAUUAUAUAUAUAUAUAUAUAUAUAUAUACACACACACACACAUAUAUAUAUAUAUAUGUGUGUGUGUGUGUGUGUGUGUGUGUGUGUGUGUAUAUAUAUAUAUAUUGUAUAGAUGACAGUAACAAUAUUGUCUCUAUAUUUGUUCUUCAACUGUACCCAUCCGGGGUGGGUUCCCUAUAUUUUUUUUUCCUGUGCAGUACCUUCAGUCCAUUCCAAUACCAGACACAGAUUUGCCUCAAAAGGGAAUAACAGCCCUUUCAUCACUCACACACAAAAAAAUGUUGCAUUGCUAUCGCAGGCAACGCCGAGGAUAUGAACUGUGGCUUAGAUCGUUGAUAAAAACUCUCAUGUCUGUAUGGUAAACACAAAGCUACAGCCUGGAGCCAGUCAGCUUAGCUCACAGUCAUAUAAAGACAGGAAACCCACGACCUGGUUCUGUUCAACAGUAUCUGCACCUCUAAAGCUCACCAGUGAUCACACUAUAAUCUCAUUCACUUCAUUCUCACAAAUACCAAAGUGUAAAAAUGACAAGUUGAGAUAUUAGACAGAGUUGUGUGCUAGCUGUGGCCGCUGUUUCCAGUUAAUGCUAAACUAAGCUGACCAGCUGUUGGCUCUAGCUUCACAUCUUACAGACAUAUAUCUGGGUGGUAACAGUCUCCUCAUAUGAGUGAUUACGUGGAUUACUCAAAAUGUCGAACAGUUGACAUUUAAGACAUUACAUUUUUUUCAUAUGCAUUCCAAAAUGACAAAAUGUUCCAUCCACGUUUCUUGUGUAAAACUUACCGUUACAGGAAACUAACACUCUCUGCCAAGUCGGGUCAUAUCAGAGGAGGAAGACAGUGAUUGACUUGUAUUGUACUGGCCUGAUAGGUUCAAAUAAAUGAAUGUAAAAUUAUCUGA
Molecule: messenger RNA, 2891 nt
Organism: Scophthalmus maximus (turbot)
Lineage: Eukaryota; Metazoa; Chordata; Actinopteri; Pleuronectiformes; Scophthalmidae
Product: metalloproteinase inhibitor 3
Exons: 5
Coding region: 179-823 (214 amino acids)
Biological process (GO): negative regulation of endopeptidase activity; negative regulation of membrane protein ectodomain proteolysis
Cellular component (GO): extracellular matrix
Molecular function (GO): metalloendopeptidase inhibitor activity; protease binding
Source: RefSeq, a predicted model, not a curated record